Molecule: messenger RNA, 1011 nt
Organism: Tupaia belangeri chinensis (Chinese tree shrew)
Lineage: Eukaryota; Metazoa; Chordata; Mammalia; Scandentia; Tupaiidae
Product: olfactory receptor 52B6
Exons: 1
Coding region: 1-1011 (336 amino acids)
Biological process (GO): G protein-coupled receptor signaling pathway
Cellular component (GO): plasma membrane
Molecular function (GO): G protein-coupled receptor activity; olfactory receptor activity
Source: RefSeq, a predicted model, not a curated record
AUGGCACAGGUGAGGGCUCUACAGAAAAUCAUGGCUCUUUUAUCUGCUGACAGCCUAGCUGCUGUGAACAGCUCUGACACACGCACAGCAGGCUGCCUGCUCACUGGCAUCCCUGGGCUGGAGCAUCUACACAUCUGGUUCUCCAUCCCCUUCUGCACUAUGUACAUAGCUGCCCUGGUGGGUAAUGGCAUUUUGAUUUCUGUCAUCCUCUCCCAGCCAAGUCUGCAGGAGCCCAUGUACAUAUUCUUGUGCAUGCUGGCCAGUGCUGACAUCUUACUCUCCACCUCCACCAUGCCCAAGGUGCUGGCCAACUUCUGGUUAGGCUCCAGCUACAUUUCCUUUGAUGGCUGCCUCACUCAGAUGUUCUUCAUCCACUUCCUCUAUGUGGCAGACUCUGCUGUCUUACUGGCCAUGGCCUUUGACCGCUAUGUGGCCAUAUGUUCUCCCCUACGAUAUGCCACAAUCCUCACAAGCAAGGUUAUUGGGAAGAUCGCCAUGGCCACCCUGGCGCGCAGCUUCAUCAUCAUGUUUCCAUCCAUCUUUCUCCUCAAGCGCCUGCAUUACUGUCGGAUCAACAUCAUUGCACACACAUUUUGUGAGCACAUGGGCAUCGCCCGUCUGUCAUGUUCUGACAUCUCCAUUAACGUCUGGUAUGGAUUGGCAGCUGCUCUUCUCUCCACAGGCCUGGACAUCAUCCUUAUUGCUGUCUCCUACAUCCACAUCCUCCGAGCUGUCUUCCACCUCUCCUCUGGAGAUGCCCGGUCCAAGGCCCUGAGCACUUGUGGAUCUCACCUCUGUGUCAUCCUACUCUUCUAUAUCCCUGCCCUCUUUUCUGUCUUUGCUUACAGGUUUGGUAGGAAAUAUAUCCCACGCUAUGUCCACAUCCUCCUGGCCAACCUCUAUGUGGUCAUCCCACCUAUGCUCAAUCCCAUUAUUUAUGGAGUAAGAACCAAGCAAAUUAUGGAAGGGGCUAGGCAUUUGUUUUCAAACCUGGCCAAAAGUUCUAAAUAA